ACCUAUAUGACUCGCAGUAACUUUUAAUUAAAGACGGGCUGUAACUUAAUUAAUAGUUGCUGAUGAUGACUCUCAUUGUGGUUUAAUGGCCCGCGCACUCCAGAGAAUACCACUGUGCCUCUAUUUCAAGAUCUAUAAUAUUGCCGCACGGUUGAUUCUGUUCAACCAAUGCUACGUAAGAUGAGGUAUAACAUUCUAUAUAUUCACCACUCCAUGCCAGUAUUGCACUGACUUGUGCCAAGGAGUACGUCGAAGAAAACUUGACGUUAGCUUUUGCGACACUACAGAAGCUUGUUGGAAGACUGAAGUUUGAGCCACAUCUUUUCUCACUGGAACUCAAAAUGGCAACUUUUUGGAAAACUGUUUCUUGUGGCUUGUCAAUCAUGUCAGUUUUUCUCCUCGGAAACUUGCAUUCGAUUGUAUGCUCUGGCAACAAGGAGAAACUAUGUCCAGAUGGUUGGAUGUAUUGGGGAGGCUCCUGUUAUCUUGAAUUGUCUGGAUACAUGACAUGGUUUGCAGCAGAAACAGCUUGCAAGAACCACGGGGCGCUGAUUGUUGUACCAGAAUCUCCAGAGGAGAACUCCUUCUUGCGGGGGUUAGAGAUCUAUGGCAUCUGGAUGGGCUGUUCUGAUACUGAAAAGGAGGGGCAAUGGGUGUGUCUGGAAGGGUGUGGCUUCAUGGACUGGGCAGGGCAAAAUCCAGACAACUGGGGAGGCAACCAGGACUGUGCAACUAUGGUGGGCGAAUGGCAGAAUCAGUGGGAUGACCGUCAUUGCGAUUCAUCCUACAGUGUGGUCUGCAAGAAGCCUGUCGAUGACACCAAGUCCGAGCCACAGUGCGCUGAUCACACCUACUGCUUUGUGAUGGGUGAAGACGGACGUCCGAUAACUGACCACUGCUUGUCUGGCUACACCCUCAAGGAGAUGAAGAUCGCCACCGCCGGUCAGUGCGGUCAAGCGUGCAUCCAAGAGCCUUGCUGCCGUUCCUUCAACGUACGUCAGAACGCGACAUCGCACCAGAAGACGUGCCAGCUCAACUACGCCACCCGGGCACAGGUAAAUAGCGACAGAUUCAUCCUGACCAAAAACUGCAUGUACUUUGAAACACCCUGUUAAACAGUACUUGCUUUGUAAACAUGGACCAAGAACGCAAAUUUACAAAAUAAAAAAAAUGACAAAGUCAUCUCACUAAGAACUUAUCUCACAAACCCUAAGGAAUGUUCUGGAGAAAACUAUUUAAAAGAAAUGUUAAAACGGAAAUUUCGGUGUGCUACAGAAACUGCACCUUAUUUGAAACAAAACUUCAGAAAGGCUG
This is a messenger RNA of Patiria miniata (bat star), 1314 nucleotides long. RefSeq names its product asialoglycoprotein receptor 1-like. NCBI's taxonomy places the organism in Eukaryota, Metazoa, Echinodermata, Asteroidea, Valvatida, Asterinidae. The transcript has a single exon. Bases 342 to 1115 code for a protein of 257 amino acids. The record is from RefSeq and is a predicted model, not a curated record.